Pipistrellus nathusii (Nathusius's pipistrelle) is the source of this 1059-nucleotide messenger RNA. The record is from the annotation of a GenBank genome assembly. NCBI's taxonomy places the organism in Eukaryota, Metazoa, Chordata, Mammalia, Chiroptera, Vespertilionidae.
AUGGCGCGGACCGGGGACACCAGCCUGCGGCCCCGGCGGCAGCGGCGCGCGGGCGCCUCCCUGGGGCGCGCGCCUUGGUUCUGGGCCCUGGCGCUGCUCGGGCAGGCGGCGGCCGCGGGCGCGCCCUCCCGGCGCCAGUGGCCCGUGCCCUACAGACGCUUUUCCUUCCGGCCGGCACCAGAUCCUUACUGUCAAGCUAAAUACACCUUCUGUCCAACGGGCUCCCCUGUCCCAGUUAUGAAGGGUGAUGAUGUCAUUGAAGUCUUUCGGUUACAAGCCCCAGUAUGGGAAUUUAAAUAUGGAGACCUCCUGGGACACUUGAAAAUCAUGCACGAUGCCAUUGGAUUCAAGAGUACUUUAACUGGCAAGAACUACACAAUGGAAUGGUAUGAACUUUUCCAACUUGGAAACUGCACAUUUCCCCAUCUCCGACCUGAAAUGAAUGCCCCGUUCUGGUGUAACCAAGGAGCUGCCUGCUUUUUUGAAGGAAUCGAUGAUGGUCACUGGAAGGAAAAUGGGACGUUAGUUCAGGUAGCAACCAUAUCAGGAAACAUGUUUAACAAAAUGGCACAGUGGGUCAAACAGGACAAUGAAACAGGGAUUUAUUACGAGACAUGGACUGUCCAAGCCAGCCCAGAAAAAGGGGCAGAGAUAUGGUUUGAAUCCUACGACUGUUCCAAAUUCGUGCUAAGGACAUAUAAGAAGUUGGCUGAACUUGGAGCAGAGUUCAAGAAGAUACAAACAAACUACACAAGAAUAUUUCUUUACAGUGGAGAACCUACCUUUUUGGGAAAUGAAACAUCUGUUUUUGGGCCAACUGGAAAUGAGACUCUUGCUUUAGCCAUAAAAAAGUUUUAUUACCCCUUCAAACCACAUUUGUCAACUAAAGAAUUUCUCUUGAGUCUCUUGAAAAUUUUUGAUGCAGUGAUUGUACACAGACAGUUCUAUUUGUUUUAUAAUUUUGAAUAUUGGUUUUUACCUAUGAAGUUUCCUUUUAUUCAGAUAACAUAUGAAGAAAUCCCUUUACCUAACAGAACCAACACAAUCUCUGGUUUAUAA